AUGGCAGAGAAGUCAGAUGAUGCCAGAGAUCCCACCGGGGCUGGGGUAGGGCAACAGCAGGACCGCCGAUCAAAGCGCUUCCGCUUCAAGUCCAAGAACAACGAUCAGGAUCGGACGGACACGGAGUCGAAGCGCAAACGGCGAAAGGACGAAGACACAUCAAACAGACACACGAAGCGACGGAGGUCCUCCCGCCAGCGGCAGAGUGAGGAACGUUUUCGCCCCGACCGUCUUUCUCCCGACCGAGCGUUUCGAGAAUCUCUCUUUGAUGCACUUGGAGAUGACGAAGGGGCAACCUUCUGGGAAGGCAUCUACGGGCAGCCAAUACACAAUUAUCCAAACACCUACGAAGAUCCGGAAACCGGCGAACUGGAGCGUAUGACAGACGAAGAAUAUGCGCAGUUUGUCCGGCGGAAGAUGUGGGAGAAAAGCUGGGAGGGUCUAGAAGCUGCAAAGGAAGAGAAGAGGAGAGAGCGAGAAAAGGAAAGGCAGAGAAUACGUGACGAGGAGAAAAUCCGGGCAGCAAACAGCCAGGCGCAACACGAUAGCUAUACCUUUGAUGCGCAAAUCGACGCCAGCCUCCGACGUGGGGAGAACAGAAAGGACCGCAAACGAUGGCAGAGCUUAUGGCAAGAUUAUUUGCGCCGAUGGCAAGAACUACGAGACCUGGCUGAGACCCGGCAGAGAUCCACGGAGGAUGCAGAACAGGUCUUCCUGCGGAACAAAAUCGCAUGGCCUGUUGAGUCGGGUAAGCGUAAAGAUGUGGUCCGCGACAACAUUGAGCGGUUCAUCAAAAAGGGCACGGCAGCCUUUAGAGACGAUGAGCAGAUGGGGGAUCCAUUUUCAACCGCUGUUAAGGCGGAGCGUGUCAGAUGGCACCCUGACAAAAUUCAACAGCGGUACGGGUUUCUGGAGAUUGACGAGAAUACUUUGAAGGGAGUCACCGCCGUCUUCCAGAGUUUGGAUGCGAUAUGGAAUGAUAUACGGAACAAGGCAGGCUGA
Molecule: messenger RNA, 1002 nt
Organism: Capronia epimyces CBS 606.96
Lineage: Eukaryota; Fungi; Ascomycota; Eurotiomycetes; Chaetothyriales; Herpotrichiellaceae
Exons: 1
Coding region: 1-1002 (333 amino acids)
Biological process (GO): canonical NF-kappaB signal transduction
Source: RefSeq, a predicted model, not a curated record